Molecule: messenger RNA, 8004 nt
Organism: Aureococcus anophagefferens
Lineage: Eukaryota; Pelagophyceae; Pelagomonadales; Pelagomonadaceae
Exons: 5
Coding region: 1-8004 (2667 amino acids)
Molecular function (GO): calcium ion binding
Source: RefSeq, a predicted model, not a curated record
AUGACCCUCGCAAGACGCUGGCGAGCCCUGUCGCUCGUCCUCGGCUCCAGCGCGCUCGUCGUCGAGCUCCCGGCGCGACCGGAGCGGCUCGACGAGGCCCUCGCGGCGCGCGACGCCGAAACGCUCCUCGAGGUCGACUGGCCUCCGGCGCUCUCCUACGAGGAUCGCGGCGCGGCGGCCGUGGACCGCUUCCUCGCGCCGCGGCCCGACUGGGCCGUGAUGUCCGAGCCCUGGACCGGCGGCCGCCUCGCGCUCGCGCGGCGCGUCGACGCGCCGCUGGCCCCGCUCAUGGAGAAGUUCGCGGCGGAGUGGCGCGCGCGGCAGUGGUCGCCGGCGACGUGUGUCACCGCCGGCCUCAUCGCGAACAGCGCGCCGUCGGUGCUGGGCCCCGUGGCCCACGCCUGGGCCGACGAGCUGCUCGACGCGUGGAAGCGCGGGCUCGCGCUCGUGCCCCGGUCGUUGAAGGGCUGGGGCUACGGCAUGGCCGACGGCUCCGCGGGCGCGCUCUGCGGCGGGACAUCCGGGGACGCGCCCUUCGACCCGGGCAACCGCUGGUCCUGCGUCUUCCUGCCCAUGACGGCGUGCGACGAGGACCGCGAGUACUACAAGGACGAGGACCGGCAGAUGCGCCACGGCUUCAAGGGCGCCGAGCCGGUCCGCUGCUCGCCGCGCCUCGACAGGCGGUGCGCCGCGGCCGAGUUCGGCACGCCGCCGACGCCGAGCACCUUCGCGGGCCGCUUCGACGCGUUCCGGGGCGCCGUCGCCGCGCUCCCGGAGUCCGCGCGGCGCGGCGCGGGCGACCAGGCGCUCGUGCGCGCGCUGGCCAUGGCGACGCUCUUCCGGCCGAGCUUCCGGCUCCGGAAACUCACGCGCGCGUUCGACGCGUCGGCCUUCGAGGACGGCCCCGACGCGUGCGGCCUCGUGCAGCUCCGGCACCACGCGCGCGUCAACCUCGAGGCGCGGGGCGCGCGCUUCGCGGCGGCGUCCUUCUUCGUCGACCUCGAGGACGCGCUCCGCGACGUGCUCCCGCUCCUGCGCCUCGACACGGACGCGCCGCCCGUGCUCCACCUCCUCAGCGACGACGGCGACAUGGUCGACGACGCGGCCAAGGUCGCGCGAGCCCGGCGCGACUGCGCGUCGAACUUCGCGCGCUUCGUGUCGACGUACGUCGCGGGCCGCGCGCUCGCCGUGCCCUGGACGUUCUCGAGCGGCAACGCGUGCUUCAACGACGCCGCGACGGACCGGGCGCUGAACCGGACCUGCGCCUACGAGUGCAAGUCCGACGCGGCGCGCUGCAAGGAGUUCGGCACGGGCCCGCGGACCUGCGACCCGCCGCCGCCGCGGCUCGCGGCCGCGACGGUCUUCGGGUGGUCCGGGCCGAGGGUCGCAUUGGCGAUGGCGAGGGCCUUGGCGCCGUACUUCUUCGCCUGGGGCCACGACUCGGGCGUGCCCUGCUCCUCGAAGCCGUCGAAGCGCGUGUUGCGCUCGACGGCGCCCUGGGGCCCGACGACGACCUGCGGUCCAUCGCCGGCGACCAUGGCCAAGGGCGGCAAGGGCGCCUUCAGCGUCUACGAACACGCGGAGCCGCCGGUGAAGGCCCUGCGGUCGCGGCGGCGCGCCGGCCCCAAGAGCCGCGGCCACGGCGGCCGGCGGCCCGUGGCGCCGCCCGACGAACACGCGGACCAGGCGGCGCGCGCCGCCGAGGCCGCGGCGUCGCGGCGGCGCCUCUACGAGGAGGGCGGCGGCUCGCGCGCGUCGCUCCGCGUCGGCGGCGGCGACGGGCCCGAGGUGCUCCCGGAGCAGCUCGUGGAGGUGCCGGCCAUGCAGACGGCCAUGGUCAAGCUCAGCGAGGCCGCGGCGCGCAAGGGCGCGACGGCCAUGGACGGCGACGCGCUCCUCGACCCGUCGACGUUCGCGGGGCGGUUGCGGAAGGAGUUCAAGAUCCGGUUGAGCCCCGAGGAGCUCGGCGCGGUGCUCUACCUCUUCGACGCCGCCGACGCCGACGGCGCCGUGAGCUGGCUCCAGUUCAUGAAGGUCUUCGCGCACCUCGGGCGCCGCGAGCGCGAGCGCGCGUUCGAGGCGCGCCGCGACGACGAGGACCGGCGGCGGCGCCGCGCGGAGGACCGGCGCCACGACGAGGAGGCGCGCUUCGCGCCGCCGACGUCGGACAUCGACGCCAACUACGACGACGGCGACCGGCGGCGCGCCAUGGACCUGCUCCAGCGCGCCGCGGCGUCGCUCGCGCAGCACCGCGACGCGAGCUCGACGACGACGUUGCUGAACGGGCUCCGGACGCAGGGCCGCAUGAACCACAGCGAGGUCGACCGCUUCCUCAAGCGGGGCCUGAACGUGAAGCUGUCGCCCCGCGAGCUCGGCGCCAUCUACGAGCACCUCGCGGAGCCCACGGGCGGCGGCUUCGUCGUCAGCACGGAGUUCGUCGCGGAGCUCCUCCGCUUCGGCCGCAUCGGCGAGUCGGAGCGGAAGCGCGAGGCGCGGAGCCGCAACCGCCAGCGGUCGCUGAAGAAGGAGCUCAAGGCGAAGCGCGAGGCCGAGCGCAACCGGGCCAAGGCCGCGGUGAAGUUCGUGCUGCCGAAGAUCCCCGCGCGGCCGCCCGCGCCCGCGCCCGAGGCCGACGACGGCGACGACGCCCCCGACGGCGACGCGCCGGCCGACGAGGCGUCGCGGGCGACGGCGACGACCAAGUCGGCGCCCGCCGCCGCGCCCGCGGGCGGGAGCCGCCACAGCGGCCUCGGCUGGAAGCUGCUCUCGCGGCUCCACACGCUCUCCGUGCCGCGCGCGGCGACGGUGCCGAGGCCGCCCAAGCCCGAGGACUUCGACGGCGUCGCGCCGGGCCCACCGUCGCAGCCGAGCCGCCCGCCGAAGAAGGCGCGCAAGGCGCCGGCGCCCCGCGCCAACGGCCAGGUCGAGCGCCUCAAGCAGUACCGCCAGGAGAAGAAGGACGAGGAGGCGCGGCUGGCCAACGAGCCGCGGAACUACGUGCCCAUCGCCGACAAGCUCGCGACGCACGCCGCGGACCGGGCGCCCGAGGCCGAGGGCAUCGAGAACCACGCCGAGGCCGCGACGCCGGAGCUGCUCAAGCACAUCGCGGACGAGCUCGAGCGCGGCCUGCAGCGCGUCACGCAGGGCAACUGGAUGCGCUUCUUCACGAUGAUGGACCUCAACUCCUCGGGCAGCAUGGAGUUCCACGAGUUCGUGUCCAUGGCGCGCAACAAGCAGUACGCCCACCCGCCGGGCCUGGAAAUUUCCAAGCAGUCCGUGAGCGACGACGACCUGCGGCGCCUCUGGACGUCCGCGGACCGCGACCGGUCCGGGUCCGUCAACGCGGUCGAGUUCCGGCGCUUCAUCGAGCGCGUCCUCGACGACGACCGGCCGAACAGCGCCGCGCCGGCGCCGCCGUCCUCGGCCGAGGGCGACGCGCGCGACGCGCCGCCGCGGAGGGACGCGGCCGGCGAGAAGGCGCGCGACUACGCGCCCGUCGACGCCGACGAGGCCGAGACGCUGGCCCGCGUCGCGGCGGCCAUCGACAAGGCCAUGCGGAGCAUCCCGGACUGCUCCUGGACGAAGAUUUUUAUUCUGUGCGACCGCGACCGGAGCGGCCGCAUCGAGUGGCCCGAGUUUCGGAACAUCGUGCGGUCGAAGCGCAACGUCUCCGGCACGGGCCUCGAGCUCGGCGCGGCGACGAUCUCGCUGGAGGAGAUGCGGUUGUUGUGGGCGCGCGCGGACAACGACAAGCUCGGGCUCAUCAACGCGGACGAGUUCGCGCUCUUCCUCCGCAUGGCCGUCGCGAAGACGCUCGCGGACUACCCCGCGGCCAAGGCCGCCAUCGCCUACGAGCAGAACAUCAUUGUGGGCCGGUCCAAGGAGCAGCAGGACAAGCUCGGCCGGCUCAACUUCCAGCAGGCGUCCUCCGAGCACAGCGGGUCCAACGCGACGACGCCGCGGUCCAACGCGUCGAGCCCGCGGAACGCGCCGAGCCCGCGCCACGGCGCGCCGGCGCGGCCCGCCGCGCCCCAGCUCCUGGACCCGCCGCGCGAGUUCUUCGCGAGCCCGCCGUCGCCGGAGAAGGAGGUCCGGGGCUACGUCUCCGGCGCGGCGCGGAAGCCGCCGCCGGCGGCGCUCGACGCCCCGCGGACGACGAAGCAGGCCGAGCGCAUGAAGGCGCUGCGAGCGGAGGAGGCGAACGCGACCGACGGUCCGACGCGCGCGGGCUGGAAGGCGCCCAUCGCCGACAGGCUCGCGGGCAACGACAAGCUCGCGGACGGCGCGCACCACGAGAGCGGCGCGUCGCCGGAGCUCCUGCGGUCCAUCGCCGCGCGCCUCGACGCCAAGCUCCAGAAGCACGCCAAGGGCUCCUGGGCGAAAUUGUUCUUCGUCGUCGACAACGACGGCUCGGGCCGCGUCGAGUUCCACGAGUUCCGCGACCUCAUGCGAAACAAGGCGACGCACACGUCGAACCCGGGCCUGGAGAUCGGCAGGAAGGAGGUUUCCGACGAGGAACUGAGCAUGCUCUGGACGUCGCUCGACGGCGACAAGUCGGGCUUCGUGACCGCGCCCGAGUUCAAGAAGUUUAUGCUGAUGAUGAAGGCGCAGUACUCGGGCGAGGAGCAGAAGCAGGAGAUCGUGAAGACGUCCAUGGACGCCCCGCGGACGACGAAGCAGGCAGAGCGCAUGAAAGAGCUGCGCGCCAAGGAGGCGGCCGCCGACGACGGCCCCGCGCGCGCGGGCUGGAAGGCGCCGAUCAAGGACAAGAUGGCCGGCAACAGCAAGAUGGCCGACGGCGAGCACCACGACGAGGAGGCGUCGCCCGAGCUCUUGAAAUCCAUCGCCGCGCGCCUCGAUGCCAAAUUGCAACGGCACGCCAAGGGCUCCUGGGCGAAGCUCUUCUUCGUCAUCGACAACGACGGCUCCGGGCGCGUCGAGUUCCACGAGUUCCGCGAUCUGAUGCGAAACAAGGUGACGCACACGUCGAACCCGGGCCUCGAGAUCGGCAAGAAGGAGAUCUCCGACGAGGAGCUGAACAUGCUCUGGACGACCGUCGACGCGGACAAGUCCGGCUUCGUGACCGCGCCCGAGUUCAAGCGAUUCAUGCUGAUGAUGAAAGAGCAGCACUCCGGCGUCGAGGAGAAGCAAGCCAUCACGAGAACGUCCAUGAAUGCGCCGCGGACGACGAAGCAAGCCGAGCGCAUGAAGGCGUUGCGAGCGGAGGAAGCGAACGCGACCGACGGUCCGACGCGCGCGGGCUGGAAGGCGCCCAUCAAGGACAAGAUGGCCGGCAACAGCAAGAUGGCCGACGGCGAACACCACGACGACGAGGCGUCGCCCGAGCUCCUGAAGUCCAUCGCCGCGCGCCUCGAUGCCAAGUUGCAACGGCACGCCAAGGGCUCCUGGGCCAAAUUGUUCUUCGUGAUAGACAACGACGGCUCCGGGCGCGUCGAGUUCCACGAGUUCCGCGACCUCAUGCGCAACAAGGCGACGCACACGUCGAACCCGGGCCUCGAGAUUAGCAAGAGCGAGGUGAGCGAUACGGAGCUCAGCAUGCUGUGGACGUCGUUGGACAACGACAAAUCGGGCUUCGUGACGGCGCCCGAAUUCAAGAAGUUCAUGCUGAUGAUGAAAGAGCAGCACUCCGGCGUUGAGGAGAAGAAGGCGAUCACGCGGACGUCCAUGAACGCGCCGCGGACGACGAAGCAGGCCGAACGCAUGAAGGAGCUCCGGGCCAAGGAGGCGAACGCGACGGACGGGCCGACGCGCGCGGGCUGGAAGGCCCCGAUUAAAGACAAGAUGGACGGCAACAGCAAGAUGACCGACGGCGAGCACCACGACGACGAGGCGUCGCCGGAGCUCCUGAAGUCCAUCGCCGCGCGCCUCGAUGCCAAAUUGCAACGGCACGCGAAGGGCUCGUGGGCCAAAUUGUUCUUCGUGAUCGACAACGACGGCUCCGGGCGCGUCGAGUUCCACGAGUUCCGCGACCUGAUGAGAAACAAGGCCACGCACACGUCGAAUCCUGGACUGGAAAUCAGCAAGAAGGAGGUCUCCGACGACGAGCUGAGCAUGCUCUGGACGUCGCUUGAUGGCGACAAGUCGGGCUUCGUGACCGCGCCCGAGUUCAAGGUAUUCAUGGAGACGGUCAAGACGCACCAUUCGGGCGAGGAGGAGAAGCAGGUCAUCACUCGGACGUCGAUGAACGCGCCGCGGACGACGAAGCAGGCCGAGCGUAUGAAAGCUCUGCGAGCGGAGCAGGCAAGCGCGACCGACGGGCCGACGCGCGCGGGCUGGAAGGCGCCCAUCAAGGACCGCAUGGAUGGGAAUAGCAAGAUGGCCGAUGGCGAGCACCACGACGACGAGGCGUCGCCGGAGCUGCUCAAGUCCAUCGCCGCGCGGCUCGACGCGAAGCUCCAGAAGCACGCCAAGGGAUCGUGGGCCAAAUUAUUCUUCGUCAUCGACAACGACGGCUCCGGGCGCGUCGAGUUCCACGAAUUUAGAGACCUCAUGAGAAACAAGGCGACGGACACGGUGAACCCCGGGCUCGAGAUCAGCAAGAAGGAGGUCUCCGACGACGAGCUGAGCAUGCUUUGGACGUGCCUCGACGGCGACAAGUCGGGCUUCGUGACCGCGCCCGAGUUCAAGCGAUUCAUGCAGAAGGUCAUGGCGCAGCACGCGCCCGGCGAGGAACCGACGGAGGUCGUGCGAACGUCCAUGUCCGCGCCGCGCACGACGAAGCAGGCCGAGCGCAUGAAGGAGCUCCGGGCCAAGGAGGCGGCCGCCGACGGCGGCCCCGCGCGCGCGGGCUGGAAGGCGCCCAUCAAAGACAAGCUCGACAAGAACUCGAACUUUGACGACGGCGCGCACCACGACGACGAGGCGUCGCCGGAGGUCCUCGCCGCCGUCGCGCGGCGGCUCGAGGCCCGGGUCCGCGACGUCGCGGCCGGCUCGUGGGCGAAGCUCUUCUUCUUCGUCGACAACGACGGCAGCGGCCGCGUCGAGUUCCGCGAGUUCCGCGACCUGAUCCGGAACCGGACGACGGACACGGUCUUCCCGGGCCUGGAGAUGGGCAGGAAGGAGGUCUCCGACGACGAGCUGAGCAUGCUGUGGACGACGCUCGACGGCGACAGGUCGGGCUUCGUCACCGCGCCCGAGUUCAAGGCGUUCCUCGGCAAGCUCACGGCGGCGUCGGGCGGCGCCGAGGAGCUGAAGCAGGAGAUCGUCAAGACGUCCAUCGACGCGCCGCGGACGACGAAGCAGGCCGAGCGCAUGAAGGCGCUCCGCGCGGACGAGGCGGCCGCGGCCCCCGCGCGCGCGGGCUCGAAGGCGCCCAUCGCCGACAGGCUCGCGACGAACUCGAAUUUUGACGCGGGGACCCACGCCGACGAGGCCGCGUCGCCGCGGCUGCUGCGGCUCGUGGCGAACAUGCUCGAGGCCGCGGUCGGGAGGCGGUGCAAGGGCUCCUGGGCGAAGCUCUUCUUCGCGACGGACAAGGACGGCAGCGGCCGCAUCGAGUUCGACGAGUUCCGCGCCCUCGUGAGACGGACGCCCGGCGACGCGCUCCACCCGGGCCUCGGCGUCGGCCGCGACGCGAUCUCCGACGGCGAGCUCGGCCAGCUCUGGGCCGCGGUCGACGCGGACCGGAGCGGCUCCGUGCCCGCGCCCGAGUUCAAGGCGUUUUUGGAUUCGUGCCGCACCUACCUCACGCCCGAGGAGGCGAGCGUCAACGCGUCGGACUUCCUCCGGCUGAGCAAGCGCGCGGCGCCCGCGCCCGCGCCCGCGGCGCCGCGGCGCCGCGACGACGACGACUACGGCGACGACGACUUCGACCCGGAGGAGAGCGCGGAGGUCGUCGACGACGACGGCGUUUCCGCGCCGAGCAUCCUGUCGUCGCUCAUGGCCCUCGACGACAAGCGCCGGUCCGACAAGUUCGCCUACGCCCCGGCCGGCGACGCGAAGCCGCCGGACGACUACGGCGACGACGACUUCGAGGACGAGUAA